Messenger RNA from Ornithorhynchus anatinus (platypus), 3207 nucleotides. RefSeq names its product ankyrin repeat domain 6 (gene ANKRD6). The record is from RefSeq and is a predicted model, not a curated record. NCBI's taxonomy places the organism in Eukaryota, Metazoa, Chordata, Mammalia, Monotremata, Ornithorhynchidae. The transcript has 16 exons. Gene Ontology annotation, cellular component: cytoplasm. Gene Ontology annotation, molecular function: protein binding. The coding region runs from base 628 to 2700 and encodes 690 amino acids.
UCUCCAUUGGCUUUGCUUGCUUUACCACAGCCUUCCCAGUGCUCCCCUCCCCUCAGAGGGCAGGAAAGAGGGCCCCACCGUGCCAGCUGUGUCUAAAGUACAAUCAAGUGGGGCUAAUUGCAGGUUAAUCGUGCCUCAGCCUAACUGUUUCAUCUGCCCAGUCGGUCCUUCUGUGUGCUUGGGCCUCCCGGGCUGUGCUGAGUGGUGGUUCUUGUCCUUCCUGCCGCAAGUCUCUCCACCUGGUCUGAGGGCCAAUUCUCAGAGGGCCGGGGCUCGGCAUCUCUAUCCGCUCGGGCCCAUACCCGGGGAGGCAGGGGCAGUGGCAGGCUCCUGGCCGAGAACUGCAAUGGAACGGUAUCCGUCAGCUUUCCAGACAGUCAAUCGAUCGAUCGAUCAUAUGUAUUGAGUGCUUAAUGUGUGCAGAUCACUCAACUAAGCACUUGGAAAGGUGGGAACGAUGGCCUAGACGGACGGACGAAGGAAGCUCACCUUCCGGUGAGCCCGGGAGCGGCUCGGCCCCGGCUGGGGACCGUGGGCGGCCGGGCCCAGCUGUCGGCCCCGCUUCGGACGGCAGGACCGCGGACACCCCCUCCCGGCUUGCCCCCCAGAUCCUUUCUCUCCUAAUUCAUGAGCCGGCAGGAUGCGGUCGCCGUGCUUUCAGAACGCCUUCUCGUAGCCGCCUACAAAGGCCAAGAGGAUAAUGUGGUGCAGCUUAUCAACAAGGGUGCCAAGGUAGCAGUUACCAAGCAUGGCCGCACCCCCCUGCAUCUCGCUGCCUACAAGGGGCACCUCUCUGUGGUGCGGAUCUUGCUGAAGGCCGGCUGCGACCUCGACAUUCAGGAUGACGGCGAUCAGACGGCACUGCACCGGGCGGCGGUGGUCGGCAACACCGACGUCAUCGCCGUGCUCGUCCAGGAGGGCUGCGCGCUGGACCGGCAGGACAAGGACGGGAACACCGCCCUUCACGAGGCCAGCUGGCAUGGCUUCAGCCAGUCGGCCAAACUGCUGGUUAAGGCGGGAGCCAACGUCCUGGCCAGAAACAAGGCGGGGAACACGGCCCUGCACCUGGCCUGCCAGAACAACCACUCCCAGAGCACCCGCGUCCUGCUGCUGGGAGGAUCUCGCGCCGACCUCAAAAACAACGCGGGAGAUACCUGUUUGCACGUUGCCGCUCGCUAUAAUCACUUGCCCAUCAUUAGAGUGCUCCUCAGUGCUUUCUGUUCUAUCCAUGAAAAGAACCAGGCCGGAGACACGGCCCUGCACGUAGCCGCCGCGCUCAAUCACAAGAAGGUGGUGAAGAUCCUGCUGGAAGCCGGGGCCGACGGCACCGUUGUCAACAACGCAGGCCAGACCCCACUGGAGACCGCCCGCCAACACAACAACCCCGAAGUUGCUCUGCUUCUCACCAAAGCACCGCAGGUGCCGCGCUUCAGUCGGGGCAGGAGCCUGCGAAAGAAGAGAGAGAGACUCAAGGAAGAGAGGAGGGCUCAGUCCGUGCCCAGGGAGGAGCUAGUGCCCAGUAAGGGCAGCGUUUCGGCGGCCGACACCCCCAGCAGCGAACGGGCGGCUCCCCGGCUAGGGGAGGCUAAGGAGGAGGCCCGCUCGGCUUCUCCAGAGCCCCGAGCCAGGGCGCACAGGAAGAAAAGGCCGAAAGAGAAGGUCUCGGCCUUCUCGGACCCCACCCCCCCCGCGGACCAGCAGCCCCUCCCCGGGCCCCAGGGGCAUCUGCGGAACAACCCCAAGAGGAGGAACAAGCACCGCUGCCCGUCUCCGCCCCCUCCCCACGAGGUCCGGGCCUACCAGCUGUACACCCUGUACCGCGGCAAGGACGGCAAAGUCAUGCAGGCUCCCGUGAAAGGCUGCCGCUGUGAGCCGCUCAUCAACAAGCUGGAGAAUCAGCUGGAGGCCACAGUGGAGGAGAUGAAAGCGGAGUUCGGCACCGUGCGGGACAAGAUGAACACCAAGCUGGGGCAGAUGGAGGACCGGACUCAGCACCAACUGCGGGUCCUGGACAAACUGAUGGGCGAGAGGAUGUCGGCCGAGAGAACCGAGUGUCUCAACCGCCUGCAGCAACACGCCCAACUGGAGAGGCACGACGGGGAGAGACGGCAGGUGUCCUUGGUGGAUGAGCUGAAAAACUGGUGCCUGGGAAAGAUUCAGAAUCUGGAGCUGAAGCUCAGCGGAGAGUCGAGAGCCUCCGGGCCACAGUCGACGCCAUCUCCGGAUCUCGACCAGCUGUCGGCGAGCCCGGAGGUGGUCCCGGAGGUGGCCCCCGAGGUGGCCGUGCGGCCCAAAGACAGGGCUCCGGGCGCGGCCCCGCCCGGCCCCAAGCUGCGCCACGUCAAGGUGCAGACGGCGUCGCGGGCCGAGCCGCCGCCGGGGCCCUGCGUCCACAGGGCCACCCAGACCAGGAAGGCGGACAAGGGCGGGCAGGGCAGACACCGCGCCCAGCACCCCCCGGCCCCCGCCGCCCGGCCCGACCCCCCGCUCCGAGACAGGACCCAGGCCCUGGAGAUCACCCAGUACUUCUUCGAGGCCGUCUCCACGCAGAUGGAGAAGUGGUACGAGCGGAAGAUGGAGGAGGCCCGCUGCCAGGCCACCCAGCGAGCACUGCAGGAGAAGGCCGCCCUGAAGGAGCACAUUCACAGCUUGGAGGAGGAGCUCACCAAGCUGAGGACGGAAGUGCAGAAGGACAGCUAGCCGGAGGGAGGGUGGUGGGCGGGCCAGGCCCCGUCUGUCCCAGGAAUAACGCUGCAGCUUGGGGGUCCUGGAAGCGACACCCCACCCCUAUCCGGGCCGGCCCCCGGGCGAAAACCGCUGCGCCACGGUCACACAAACCUUCGGUGCCUAAGGGGCGACCGUAGACCUCCGACGGACGGAUGGACGAGCGGCUCAGACCCGUCCGGCCGCCUGCCGCAAAUCCGCGAGCGGACCGGCUUCCCCAGGACCGCCAGACGCCCAAACGGAAGGAUCCGGACAGCUGCCGGCCCUGGCACCUCUCCCACGGCCGUUUCUCCCCAGACCGCGCGCGUCCUUCCCGGCGGGGUGAAGAUUCGAGUAAACCCCCUCAUCCAGGUACCAAAGCGUCUGAGCCAGCCAGGUGGGAGUCCGGUGACGGAGCCGAGUUCGUUUGAGCUACUGGGGCUCGAGCCACGCGUCUGGGGCUAGCCUUAGUUGUAAAAUAAAACGUUUUCCAUUCCUUUGCUA